This is a messenger RNA of Girardinichthys multiradiatus, 5509 nucleotides long. It is a transcript of the gene mef2aa, whose product is annotated as myocyte enhancer factor 2aa. Gene Ontology annotation, molecular function: histone deacetylase binding; RNA polymerase II cis-regulatory region sequence-specific DNA binding; protein dimerization activity. The transcript has 10 exons. The record is from RefSeq and is a predicted model, not a curated record. Bases 312 to 1838 code for a protein of 508 amino acids. Lineage: Eukaryota; Metazoa; Chordata; Actinopteri; Cyprinodontiformes; Goodeidae. Gene Ontology annotation, biological process: cell differentiation; positive regulation of transcription by RNA polymerase II; heart development.
UCUCGCAUUGACAAGAGCGAGAUUGGCUUUUUCUGAGUUUGUCAGCUCCCCCUAAAAUAGCAGUCAGCGUGUGAAUGUGAACUGAAAUUACGUUUAUCCACUGGAGUCACCGAUAUAGAGUGUCUAUAUACAGCGACUGACUCGGGAGUAAAGAUUUUGGUGCGGUUUGCUGAGGAGCAAAAAGUGUACUGAGGAGACUGAAAGAGAGCACACGAAGAGAUACUGUAGCACAAUGUUCUAGGGGAGUGGGGCAGAAAAGCGUGCUGUUUUGAUAUCGUUGAGGUGUCUGAAAGAGCGGAAAGGACACAGCCAUGGGGCGGAAGAAGAUACAGAUCACCAGGAUCAUGGAUGAGAGGAACAGACAGGUUACCUUCACAAAGAGGAAGUUCGGCCUGAUGAAAAAGGCCUACGAGCUGAGCGUACUGUGUGACUGCGAGAUAGCCCUCAUCAUUUUCAACAGCUCUAACAAACUGUUCCAGUACGCCAGCACAGACAUGGACAAAGUGUUGCUGAAAUACACAGAGUACAAUGAGCCCCAUGAGAGCAGAACCAACUCUGACAUUGUAGAGAAAUUGAGAAACAAAGGCCAUAAUGACUGUGCUAGUCCCGAUCCUGAUGACUGUUUCGGGCACAGCCCCAUCAUGGAUGACCAUUUCGGCAAACUAAGCGAAGACAGUGAUUUAAUGUACAAGCGCUGCGGUGCGCUAAACAAGAAAGAACACAGAGGUUGUGAUAGCCCGGACCCCGAUGCCUCAUAUGUCCUCACUCCUCACACAGAAGAAAAGUAUAAAAAAAUUAAUGAGGAGUUUGAUAAUAUGAUGAGAAAUCAUAAAAUCCCCACGGCGUUGCCUCAGCAGAACUUCUCCAUGCAUGUGGCGGUGCCCGUGUCCAAUCCUGCCAUGUACCAGGCGGGAGGAAAUCUGGGCAGCCAGGCCCUGGCAGCAGCGACAGCCUCGCUGAAUGAGAGCGGGAUGCUGUCCCCUCCGCAGGCCUCCCUGCACAGGAAUGUUGGCUCCGGUGGAGGAUCUCAGAGGCCCACCAGUGCAGGCAGUGCAGGGAACGGCUUCGUUAACCCCAGGGGCUCGCCAAGCCUCCUGAGCACGCCCAGCGGCAACGGUCUGGGUAAAAUCCUGCCUACCAAGUCUCCACCACCUCCUGGAGGGAACAUGGGAAUGGGGAGUCGGAAGCCAGACCUGAGGGUUGUAAUCCCUCCAUCGAGCAAAGGGAUGAUGCCCCCACUGAACACCCAGAGGAUAAGCAGUUCCCAGUCCAGCCAGCAGCUUGCCACUCCUGUUGUGUCUGUUACCACCCCCAGCUUACCCCCCCAGGGCUUAGUCUACUCAGGCAUGCCCACCGCCUACAAUCCUGCUGAGUACUCGCUGAGCAGUGCAGAGAUCUCCUCCCUACAGGGCUUCAACUCUCCCAGUCUCUCUCUGGGCUCCAUGUCUGCAUGGCAACAGCAUCAACUAGGCCAGGCAGCUCUUAAUUCUUUGGUUGGUGGAAGUCACCUACCUCAAGGCUCCAACUUAUCCAUCAGCACCAGCCAGAACAUAAACAUAAAAUCUGAGCCCAUAUCACCGCCCCGCGAGCGGGUCACCCCAUCCGGGUUCCCGUCUCAGCAGCAGCAGCCACAGCAAGGGUCAAGCCGGCAAGAGGUUCUUGGACGCUCACCCGCCGACAGCCUCAGCUCGUCCUGCAGCUCAUAUGAUGGUAGCGACCGUGAGGACCACCGAGCGGACUUCCAUUCCCCGCUUGGACUUGGAAGACCCCCUGCUGGCUCUGAGGACAGGGAGAGCCCGUCAGUCAAACGCUUGCGCAUGGAUACAUGGGUGACAUAAGGAGCUCUGAUCCGGUCUGCAGUCACCAGUCAGACAGAUAGAGGAAGGGAGGGAUUAGACAUGGGGAUAAAAGACGGAGCAAGGCUCCUUAGAGCUGUCAAUAUUAUUCUAUUAUUCAACUCCACUUCGAUUUGAAAUUCUGGGAUGUAACGUUAGAAGAUGUCAGGACAUAUUUAGGUCAAUGCUCAAACUGAUACAGGAGGGUUAAACAAUCUAAGUAAAUUUUGUGCACAAGCAGGUGGUAUCAGGUACUUGCCGCAGUUCAGAAGGCAUCUGCAGAUGAGAGAAAAUUGUUAAACAAUAGGCGGUAGAUUAUUGUAGCCACUGGUCUAGUCAGACAAUUACAUGUAUUUGCUGUUUUGCUGUUGUGCUCGCAAAUUCGCAAACAAUCCCAGAAAAUUGUGUUGCUUUCAGGCUGAGGACUCUCUUAUUACAUAUGAUGUUCACUGCAAGAACUAUGUUUAAAUACCAUGCAGCAACCACACAGGUUUUGUCUAAAAGGGGGCCUCUUCAAAAAUCCUUAAGAUCAGGAGACACAGAGCACAUCAAGCCAAGGUCAUCCAGGACUCUUCAAUAAGCUGAGACAACUUUAAAACAACAAUAUGGCAGGUAAAAUAAAAUAGUGUCAGAAUUUAUUGCAAUAAUGAUAAUUACUUUCAUAAUUUAAAAAAGUAAGGUGUAUGAAUAUACAGUUAAGAUAAUGCAAACCUGUCCAGUUGAGCUGGUUAGUAAGCCAACGUGUUGACAUUUGAGCAACAGUCCGUCAGUUAAAUAAGCCAAAGCUGGGGUUUUUUGUGUUGUUUUGUACAGUUGCUGUAAUCUCGUUACAGUUCGCUCAAAUGCUGCCUCUCUUCUUCUUUUUUUGUUCCAUCAUACUCUGUAUUUUUCAUUUUGUUUUGUUACAGUGUAAAAAUCCACGUGAAGCAGAUUCUUGAAUCAGAUAUUGAAAAGCCAUGGACGUUUGCUGUUCUAUUUGUACAAUGUCAAAAUUUGAGCCAAGCAUUUUGUCUUUUUUUGUUGUUGUUGUGUAAAUAACAACUUUAAUAUAUAUAUUGCCAGGGUGGUGAGUACACCCUUUUCGAGAAAGUAUAUUUUUGUGGUUUACAGCUGAGUUUACAGGAGUGGACCCUUAAAAAAGUCACUAGUCCAUAUUUCACGGUUUUAUUCAGUCAUUUCUGCGUAAACUCAGACGAAUGUUUGGUUAAAGAUUGUUGGUUUUGUCUCAUUUGCCCUGAAUACACUCUGAAAUGAAUUCUAUGAGAUCAAACUUUCAUGCGUUGUUUUUUUUGAAGGAUGAUCACAAGACAGGGGAAAAUAGGAGUUCCUCCUGCCCAUUGUGGUCUAACAUUAAGUGCUAAAGUUACUGUCACUAUUCAAACCCAUGCUUCUAACUAAACUGAACAAAAACACCUUAGGGCUACCAUCCUGCUAUUAGCUUUUGGAAUUUAAGCCAAUAAAUCUAAACACAAAAGAAGUUGCUGGUGACCAUAAGACAAAAAUAAAUAGAUAUCUAUGGGUGCCCACGUGUGGUUGUAAAUACUCAUUAUAACUUGAUUGGCUCAAGAGUUUCUUUUACAAAUGUAUCCCCAUUUAGUGACAGAGCUGUAACCCUGUACUUGGAACAUUAGGAGCCAGAAAUGUGCAAAUAUAUUGGAAGUUGUUGUGGCAUAAAGCCUGUGUUAUUACACUGUAACGAGGACUAAAAAAACAGGGUUGUAGCUUUUUUAAAUCUCCAUUAUAAAAGGCAUAAACCAUUCAUCAGAUAACAGCACACUGACUGACUUUAAUAUUUCCUGCUGACAGGCACACAUUUGUAUGAGAAUGAUUGCUGCACAAGACAGAUUUCACUGUGUAUUCUCCAUGGCAUAACUUAUGUGUAUUAAUGACCUAAGGCAUCCCCAUUGCAUCCCCAUUGCAGAUCUAUGCAUAUUCAACCCCACUUCACAUGACAUAUAUAAACUAUGAUGUCAUUACUGAACAUAUUCAGUCUGCAGACUGUCAGGGUAAAGAGUGUCAGACUGUUAGUCUCUUAUUCUAAAGUGCCACAGCUGGAAGUUACUGGACUACAAUUUUAAUAUCUUUUGGUUUUGGCUAUCUCCUCAUCCAUUUACAGUGCCUUGCAAAAGUAUUCAUACAGCUUGAGCGAUUUCACAUGUCACGUUUCAGCCACAAACUUUCAUGUAUUUUAUUAGGACUCUAUAUCAUAGACCAACACAAAGCAGUGCUUGUGAAGCACAAGAGAAAGGAUAUUUGGAUUACAACUUUUUGCUAAAAAUAAAAGAGCACCAUCUUCCACAUAAUUGCAGUGUUCCACAGGAUCAUUUGCAGUUUCUGGCAAACUGCAAAUGACACUUCUUAUGUCUUUCUUACAAAAAUGGCUUUCUUCUUGACACUCUUCUUUAUAGGUCAGAUUUCAGGAGUACUCUGAAUCUCUGCAGCUCCUCCAAAGUGGCUGUUUCUUUCAUUAAUGCUUACCUUGCUCUCCUUAAUUACUCCCAGGUGGACUCUAACGGUGACUCUUUAAGAAAAAGAAGCAAAUACCACAGAAAAUGCCACACUUUUCAUAGUUUAAUAUGUAAAAAGAAUUGAAAACCAUCCUUUUCCUUCUACUUUACAAUUUUGCACUCCUUUGUGUUGGACUAUUAUAUGAAAUCCCAGUGAAAUACGUUGAAGUUUGUAGCUGUAAUGUGACAAAAUGUAAAAAAAAAAAAAUAUCAGCUGCUAUGGAUACUUUUGCAAAAGACUUUAUACACACUGAUAGAUCUACAUCAUGGGGUUUAAUUAUCCAUAUUGUAAUCCAGUUUAACACAGCAGAAGAAGAUAGCAAUAAUAAAUGACUUCAACAGAAAUCAUCUGCCUGUCUUGGCGGCGCCGCCUUGUAGUUGAGCACAUUUUUUAGCACUUGAUGACAUACCAGGGAAUUUUGUAGUUGCUCUACCAAUAUGCACAGUUAGAAAAUGCCUUAUCCCAAAGAGAAAUUGCACCACAUUUAUUCUCUCUCAUGUAAGGAAAGACAAUGCAGACAUCAUCCAGGCGGGACGAGACCGUCCUUUCACAGCAGACUCACACAAAAAAUGCAUGGUGAAUGCACAGUGAAACAAAUGUUCUGUUAGUCCUCGUCCAAAUUGUGCACAACUGAUGAAUGUGAAAGGAAAGGGUAAUCGAUGAACCUCUGGAGAGAACUUUCUUCACUUUGCUGUGCAAGAGUACACCGCUUUGCUUCAUGGCUAAGUAUUUGGUAAGUGUCUGUAGUUGAUAGUUCACGUAACUAAGGAAGCUGUUUUCGGUUUGAGCGCUCAGACCGUUUGGCGGCACAAGCUGGACUUUGUUGCCAAUAAUAAAAUUAUUUGUUUUAAAAUUGAAAUAGAUUUUAAGUUAAUCUGCAUUUUUGUUUCCGCUUGAAUGUGUUAUUUUAUUUUCAACAUACAAUAAUUAUUCAAGUGAACUUUUUAUUGAACAAUUAAGAUACUAUGCUAGAUGUUGUUGUACAAAAUUUGUAUUCCACACAAAAUGUGCAAAUAUUGGCUUUUCAUGUGUAAUUUAGUUUUUGUUUCUCUUAUUCUGUAUAAAAUAAAAUAAACAACUCUUUCAUAGAAUCUGUUCUUCUGUGAAGUCCCAAACAGUAUAAACUGUCAACUUUAUUAAACACCUCAGUGUAUGCUCAAUCUAAA